This is a messenger RNA of Solanum tuberosum (potato), 1483 nucleotides long. RefSeq names its product protein phosphatase 1 regulatory subunit pprA. The transcript is spliced from 6 exons. Gene Ontology annotation, cellular component: cytoplasm. Gene Ontology annotation, molecular function: protein binding. The record is from RefSeq and is a predicted model, not a curated record. The coding region runs from base 89 to 1087 and encodes 332 amino acids. Lineage: Eukaryota; Viridiplantae; Streptophyta; Magnoliopsida; Solanales; Solanaceae.
GGAAGGCUCCUAAUAAAGGAAGAGGAAAGGCAUAAGGAAGAGGUGGAGGUGCGGCAGCCGUUUACGGAGAAAAUAACAAACCCCGUUAAUGGAAAAUCAAAGUGACAACUCCGAUGAAAAACCUAGUAGCGAUACAAUGUCGGAAUCAGCAACGGUCCUUGAUCUUACGAGUUUCCAGCUUCACGAUCUGGACUCAGUGGAGCUUCCUCCAAGUCUCACCGAGUUAGACUUGACAACGAAUCGUUUGUCUGCUUUAGACCCCCGUAUUGGCCAACUCCCUAACCUCAAGAAACUCUCUCUUCGUCAGAACCUCAUAACCGAUGCCGCCGUUGAGCCUCUUUCCUCUUGGCAACUCAUUUCUCACCUCGAGGAGCUAGUGCUUAGGGACAAUCAGCUGAAGAAAAUUCCCGAUGUUGUGAUAUUCAAGAAGCUUCUGGUAUUUGAUGUUUCUUUCAAUGAGAUAUCAUCACUUAGUGGAUUGUCCAAGGUCUCCAGUACACUCAGAGAACUAUAUGUGUCUAAAAAUGAAGUCACCAAGAUGGAGGAGAUUGAGCACUUCCACGAGCUGCAAAUACUCGAACUUGGGUCCAAUAGAUUACGGAUUAUGGAGCUUCUGGAAAAUUUGAAAAAUCUACAAGAGCUUUGGCUUGGACGCAAUCGUAUUCGAAUAGUUAAUUUGUGCGGUUUGAAAUGCAUUAAAAAGAUUAGCCUGCAGAGCAACCGUUUAACUUCCAUGAUUGGGUUUCAGGAAUGUGUUGCCCUUGAAGAAUUAUACUUGAGCCACAAUGGUAUUGCGAAAAUGGAAGGUUUGUCUACCUUGGUAAACCUGCGGGUCUUGGAUGUAUCAGCAAAUAAGCUUACAGAAAUUAAUGACAUCGAGAAGUUGACUAAACUAGAAGAUUUGUGGCUUAAUGACAACAAUAUAGCAUCAUUAGAAGGACUGGAAGAAGCUGUUACCGGUACUAGAGAGAAGCUAACAACCAUUUACCUUGAGCGCAAUCCCUGUGCACAAUCUCCAAACUAUAUAAGUACUUUGAGACAAAUAUUCCCAAACAUUGAGCAGAUUGAUUCUGAAGUGUACGCGUAGGUGCUUGGAUGUGGAUCUUAUGCAUGGUUGAUGCUGAUCCCCAAGAAUAAUGCGCUUUUGUCAGUUUUAUAUUGUUUUCGAUGAGGUCCAGCUGAUGAGAUGCUGUAAAACCAGUUAUGGCAUCAUUUCAGGAUGCCGAGGUCCUGAAAACAUGAAAUUACAGGUAGCUGCUACCUAAUUAUGGAGAGCAUCCAAUGACAUUUACUGAUUACUUUUUUCUGUCUCUGAAGACAUUUAUUUUGUUUGUCCUCGGACUACAAAGGAGUAACAAUAUUGUACUUAUCUUUGUCCUCCAAAUUGGAAAUGUCGCCUUUUGGUGUUGUGUGUUGUGAACUGAAGGGAAAAUAUAAGGGGAAAAUGGUAUUUUAUUGUCAAUUCAAUUUUUCAGAACUUUGA